CUUUAUUUAUUGAGGCACUCUCCCUGAGGUUUAUUCCUGGACUUGCCAGGAGCGUGUAGGCGUACAUGAAACCCGCUGCCUGCGUGGGUUUCCCGGAUGGAGCAGCGCCGCCAUCUUUACGCCAGAGCUCCCGGUGGGUCUUCGGUUCAGCGGAGCGACAGAGCUGGUGCUGAUCCACCAACAGGAACCUCCGAGCAGCAGCUAAUCUUCCCUUUACGACGGGACGCCAGUUGCAGUCCCCCACACGAGCACCAUGACGGACCGAGAGGACCUAGUUUACCAGGCGAAGCUGGCCGAGCAAGCGGAGAGAUAUGACGAAAUGGUGGAGUCGAUGAAGAAGGUGGCCAGUAUGGACGUGGAGCUGACGGUGGAGGAGAGGAACCUGCUGUCUGUAGCGUACAAGAACGUGAUCGGAGCCAGACGAGCCUCCUGGAGGAUAAUCAGCAGCCUCGAACAGAAAGAAGAAAACAAAGGAGGAGAGGACAAACUAAAGAUGAUCCGAGAAUACAGGAAAACGGUUGAGAAAGAGCUGAAAUCAAUCUGCAACGACAUUCUGGAUGUACUGGACAAGCACCUCAUUUUAGCUGCAGUGACAGGAGAGUCAAAGGUUUUCUACUACAAAAUGAAGGGAGAUUACCACAGGUACCUGGCAGAGUUCGCCACAGGCAACGACAGGAAGGAGGCAGCAGAGAACAGUUUGGUUGCAUACAAAGCUGCUAGCGACAUCGCCAUGAUCGAACUCCCUCCAACGCACCCCAUCCGCCUGGGACUGGCCCUUAACUUUUCAGUUUUCUAUUAUGAAAUCCUCAAUUCGCCAGACCGUGCAUGCGGUUUGGCGAAGCUGGCGUUUGACAACGCCAUUGCAGAACUGGACACGCUGAGUGAGGAGAGCUAUAAGGACUCAACACUUAUCAUGCAGUUGCUACGUGACAACUUGACACUAUGGACCUCAGAUGUGCAGGGAGAUGGUGAAGAACAGAACAAAGAAGCACUGCAAGAUGCGGAGGAAGAGACCCAGUGAGACCGAACAACUCGAGACAAGCCCUCCUCUUCUUCCUCCUCCUCCUCCUCCUCCUCUUCUUCCUCCUCCAUGGUUUCUCUCCUGUCCCCAGCCACAGUUCUCAGCUGGGCUUCUCCUGCAGCCCACUCUCUUCCUCUUCCUCCAUCUCUCCUCCUCGUAUGCACGUCCUCUCCCGGGUCUUCUCCUCCACUCCUCCUGGGGUUUUACCUUUAUUUUGCAAGCCUGUACCCUUUAAGGUCCCUGUCCUCUCUUUUACUGUUUUUAUUUCGCUUUACUUUGCUGUAUCAUCCGUUGCCAAGUACGCUCGCCUGUAUUUGUAACACACACAUAUGCAAGAGUUUAUUUAAAGAGGAUUCUUUGCUGUUUUUCCUGUGUAUGUGUGUUUAUGAACAGUUUCUCGUCCAUACUUUAGUCAGUCGGAAACAUUUCAGUUUGCGAAUAGAGGAAAUGGAGCAGUGAUGGGAGGCUUAAAAGGGAUGUGUAAAAGCUUUUAAGAAGAACUAAGUGCCCUCUUUACUUUGUGGUUACAAAAACCUGCUCCUUGCACACAUCAUCGGUGUUUCUUUUUUUAAAUACAGUCGACAACAAGCAGAAUGUCCCCCCUCUCCGAGCAUCGCUCUGACCUCUAUCCUUGUCCACUCUCGGACCAAGUAUUGUUGCUGCGAGGCUGUAGAGCUUUAGCUAACGGCAGAUAGUCAAGUAAAGGCUUUUUAGCAGACGAGGCGUGCGCGUGUGUGCGUGGGAGGGGAAUGCUCCACACUCUUUGAUUGUAACGUGAUGCAGUUUCUGCAUUGGCACUAUAAGAAACACACAGUUUGGGAAAUAGAGGCCUGCUGUAUCUUUACUCCCCUGAUUCUUUCAGGUUUCCUCGUCUCCACUCUUUCUGACUCCUCUCUCUUCUUCGUCCUCUCUUCCUUCUGUUCAGUAUGUGUAACGUGAAUCUGAUUUGUACUACUGGAUGUUCUCACCGGAGCCACAAGUACCAUCUGUAUUCUUACUGAAACACAGCAUGGAAUUAACAUUAAACUUCAAAUUGAGAAAUGUUGAAUCAA
Notolabrus celidotus (New Zealand spotty) is the source of this 2073-nucleotide messenger RNA. RefSeq names its product 14-3-3 protein epsilon. The transcript has 6 exons. Gene Ontology annotation, cellular component: cytoplasm. Bases 254 to 1021 code for a protein of 255 amino acids. NCBI's taxonomy places the organism in Eukaryota, Metazoa, Chordata, Actinopteri, Labriformes, Labridae. Gene Ontology annotation, biological process: signal transduction. The record is from RefSeq and is a predicted model, not a curated record.